Messenger RNA from Oryzias melastigma (Indian medaka), 3454 nucleotides. RefSeq names its product G2/M phase-specific E3 ubiquitin-protein ligase. The coding region runs from base 94 to 2091 and encodes 665 amino acids. The transcript is spliced from 12 exons. The record is from RefSeq and is a predicted model, not a curated record. NCBI's taxonomy places the organism in Eukaryota, Metazoa, Chordata, Actinopteri, Beloniformes, Adrianichthyidae. Gene Ontology annotation, molecular function: ubiquitin-protein transferase activity.
UCUGGGACCAACACUUACUUUUAAUUUGAAAUGCCUUGGGGGAGGGGUCAUUCAGUCGAGUUCUAAUACACUGAAUGGCGCGACAGAGCAAAAAUGGCCACUUCAUCGAGCGCGGGAAGUGCAGCAUCAGAGGAGGCUACACAAGAAAAUAGUAUUAACAUUGUUAUCAACCGUGUUUGGAAUGCUCUCAAUAUGGCACGACAAGAGUUGUCUGUGCACAGGGAUGACGACAAUUUGUUGAGAUCCACCAGGAGAUCUUUUCGGCGGAGAAGACGACAAUUGAGCGACAGAGAUGGUGCUUCAAACAGGACAUGGAAGGUUCGGUUGUUCCUUCUGGCAAAGUCAGAUCAGCAGUCUAUUCCCUCUCCAACAGAGUGCUGUGAACUAAUAAGACAUGGCUUGGGAAGUCAAACAGAGGAACUUACUCGAGGGCCAGAGGACUUCCCGAAGCUUAGCUGGACCGCAUUACAGCUCAAAAAUUACAUUUGCCAAAAAUACACCAAAGUAAACUUGCACCUCAUUGGCUUUGAUCUUGCUCGUGCUGACAAAAACAAGCAUCUUUAUAAAAUCACAGGAAACACUGUGGCAGAUCUUAGAAAAGAGCUUGGACGGAGUAGACUUUAUGUCAUUCCUCACUCAGACAUCUCCCUGCCAUCAACUAGCUUGGCUACAGCAACAUCUACAGCUGAACCAACACCGAUGAAUGAAGAGGCUCCCCAGCACUAUGAAGCUGUGCUCACUACACAAAAUGAAUCUAGCAACUCGCUGGCAGAAACAUUGGAUCCAGAAGAAUGGCAAAAUGCAGGAACACCAGAGGUGUACUACAGGCGAAGACAUCUUGAUCCAACCGUUGAAGAUAUCAAUAGAUCAAGCAUGGACCACUUCCUCAUCGCUGAUGACUCAGACGAAGAGGAAGACAGAGACAUUGUGCCCCAUGACCUGGCUUCCGAUGAUCCUUUUUCAGAUGAAAUGGACAUUGUUACUAUCAUGAAAAUGUUUCGGGAGAAACAUUUGACAGACGGCCAGAAUUUAAGUGUAAUCAUUCGAAGGAGGAAACUGCUCGAAAGCGCAGUCAAAGCCAUUAAGCGACCAACAUUCAUCUGGACUACCACUCCACAUAUCGAAUUUGUGGGAGAGGAAGCAGAUGACCUUGGAGGGCCACAAAGAGAGUUUUUCAGACUAUUGAUGAAAGAGGUCCAAGGUUCAUUUGGCAUUUUCGAGGGGAAACCUGGACAGGUUUUGAUGACAUACGACCAAGCAGCUUUAGAACAACAGAAAUAUUUCCUUGGUGGAAAUCUAGUUGCUUGGUCUGUUGUUCAUGGAGGCCCAUCAAUUAAAUGCCUUGAUCCAACCCUCUUCCAGCUCAUGUGUGGCCAGGAACCAAGGCUUGAAGAGUUUGACUGGAGUGUUAUCCCAGAUGUGGAAAUCCAAUCCAAACUUCAAAAGAUACAGGAAUGUAAAACAUCGGCUGACCUGACUUCAAUAAAGCAAACCUUGGGAGACUGGAUUGCUGAUUGUGGGAUCCCACAGAUCUUCAGUGCCAGUGUGGAUGACAUUCCAAAAAUCUAUGGAAAUGUGGUGAAACACUGCAUUUUUCUGAGAACUUCCAAACCAAUCCAGCAGUUCACUGAGGGGAUGAAUGCUUUUGGAAACCUGUGGGAUGUGGUGACCAAAAACUGGAUUGCCUUUCUACCACUUUUCACAAACAUGCAGGAGCCUCUGUCAAAAGAUGCUUUCAGAUGUCUUCUUACAUACAAUUACAGCUCUAGAGGAAGUAACCAGCGGGAGGCAGAGGAGGAGACUAUAUACUGCUGGGAACAGGUCCUUAAUAUGAUUGAAGACAAAUCUUCUGAUUUGAGCUAUGAAGACCUGCUCAUUUUCAUCACGGGAGCAGAUGAAGUUCCUACACUGGGUUUCACAUCCAAGCCAAGUGUGGACUUCUACACUCAAGAAGAUGGGCAACGCCGUCUGCCAUACUCAUCAACUUGUGCAAUGGUUUUGUUCUUGCCAAGAGGAGUAACAGAAGAAGGAGAACUUCAUGACAUGCUUUGCCAGUGUGUCAGAGAAUGCAUUGGAUUUGGGAAAGUUUAGCCUGUCAUUUUGACUCCUGUCACCGCUGACUAGUUUUUUUUCUACCCUAGGUUUGUUUAAAAAGUCACUAUUAUUUUGUUUAUUAAACAAAGUCAACGUUCGUAUUAACCCCAAUCUAACAUUGUACUUUCUGUUUUUGAAUAAUCAUAACAAUAAUUUACUACACGGAAUAUUAAAAAAAGAAGUUGUUACAAAGCAAGAUUUUUACCUUCAAUGCUUGUUCAUCAUAAAGACAAUUCCAAAAACUAAAUGAUAAAAUUCCUUGGUUACUAUAUAUUUUUUUUAUUAUUUUUGUUUAUGAAGUAGUGUUGUCCAAGUUUAAAUUAAAAGAGACUUCACUAUUAAAUGUGUUUGUUUGAUCAUUACACAUUAUACUUGAAUACAAGUAAAUUGUUUACAUUUACGGAGGGUGGGCAAAAAAAAUUAGAAUGAUGGAGGCGCUGCGGUCUUUAAAUCCUUGCUAGAAUGUUUCACCUAUUUAUACUUUUUAUAUUUUUUAUUAAUUGAGUUUGAGCACAUGUAUGAAGGCUACGCUCAAUACUUUUUUUGACACUUUGGUAGAGAGAAGGAAUGCUGUGAGACAGUUGCUGAGGACACUACAGCAACAAGGUAUGAACUAGUAAGUGUUUUUCACACAUAGAUUGUGAGAUGCACCACAUUUCAGUGAGUUAUUGCUUUUUUUAAGAGAGUUCUGUUAGGAAACUAAAAGGUUGUUAUUACGGUGAUGUCAGAGCUGUAGGGGGACGUGCCAUGUAAAGAGACGCGUAACAGCACUUCAUAAGUGUUGUCUGUGUUAAAAGUUAUAAUAAUUAAGGAGUGGGUCCGUUUUUUCUUGUUUUACAUUUUUUAUGUUGCUUCAGUUCUACAACAUUUACAUCUUGUGAAAGAGUCUGAAUGGUUCUUCCGUUUCAAGGAGCAGGAUUUGAAGAAACAGGUUUUUUGAAGUCCAUAUUCUUGAAAAUUUUCGGUAUCAGAAAUUAAUGUGUUACUUCAAGCCUAUGCCGACUACGACCACAUUUUCCCCAAAAAGAUGAACACAGCUUCAUCGCUAAAACAGGGAAAAAAUAUCUGCAGUUAAUGUAUACGUCUACAUUCGAAUAUUUUCAAUACAGGGUAAGAACUAAAUGGAAGUUGGUCUGGAAGGUACUUUUGUCACUAAUUAAGGAAUAGUUUUUGAGCUGUCAAUAAUUUAAAGAGUAAUGCUUGAAGGAUUGUUGGUGGAAAAGCCACACACAUGAAUAAUACUGCCAUCAAAAAAUAAACACUCUUGCUACCUGGAAUAUGCUAAAACAAGUAUUUAUUUAAUUACAUUUUUAAAUAAUAUAAUAGUCAAUGAAAAAUGUUUUUAACUACAUAAAAAAAA